AUGAAUACUUUUAUGGAAAAACUUAAGUUAAAGGUAUCAGAAAUUGGCAGUUAUAAGAAAGAAUCUACUUCGACCUUAAGUUCUGAAGGAGCUAGUAUUGACAAUCAACGAAGAGUAGCUCGAUGGCCAUUUGAUCCUGUGGAUUUAAAAAAUAGAGAAGAUAUUCUUAAAUAUGUUGAAAAUCAAGACCUACCCUUAAAAAGACAAGAACAAUUAGAAAAUGGCAUAUGUCUUACAUUUGCUUGUAAAGGUAUUGCAUUUAAUGUUGCCAGAAAUGAAAUUUUUCGUAUGUGGCUUCAAGAUCUUAAGCCAGGUUUUAAAAUACCUAGUCCUAAAAUGCUUGCAAGAAGAAUUUUUAACAAGCAAAUUAUUAAGAAAGAUUUUGGUAAUAGUGAAAGUACUUGUCAACAACUUUUAGAACAACUUUUCUCCUAUAAAGAAAAUGAACCACCUUAUAAUGAUCCAUUCAAACCUGAAAAGUGGACAAACAAUAAUAUUGAAUUAAAUUCUGCAAAUAUAAUUGAAGAAGAACCAAACUAUGAUUAUAAUGUAGAUAGUUUAGUUAAUGAA
Molecule: messenger RNA, 570 nt
Organism: Racocetra fulgida
Lineage: Eukaryota; Fungi; Glomeromycota; Glomeromycetes; Diversisporales; Gigasporaceae
Source: the annotation of a GenBank genome assembly